This is a messenger RNA of Debaryomyces fabryi, 2415 nucleotides long. RefSeq names its product Rfx1p (gene RFX1). The record is from RefSeq and is a predicted model, not a curated record. Gene Ontology annotation, biological process: regulation of transcription by RNA polymerase II. Bases 1 to 2415 code for a protein of 804 amino acids. Lineage: Eukaryota; Fungi; Ascomycota; Pichiomycetes; Serinales; Debaryomycetaceae. Gene Ontology annotation, molecular function: RNA polymerase II cis-regulatory region sequence-specific DNA binding; DNA-binding transcription factor activity, RNA polymerase II-specific. The transcript has a single exon.
AUGGAUCAGAAAUUGGAAUCUUCAAAUUACAUUUUUCCUAAUCAGAAUCAUUCCAGCCAGGGACAAUCGUCAUUGCAGAGUCACGCAAUUCGCCAUCAGGAUUCACAAAUGCCAUACGUGAAGAAUGAAUCGGAAGGAGGAUUGGGGUCUCCGAUCAACCACCCAAGUUUUCAACAAUACAAGGGUCAACCCAAUUUACAAAGGCCAGAAUUUCCAAGCCAUGGGGAGUUUACUCCACAACAACAAACACACAACAUUCAGAAUUAUAAUCAGCAAAUGCAGCUUCACUUUGAACUUCAGCGGCAAUAUAUGGCAGGCAAUAUCGAGAACCCGCAAGUAUACAAUGAUCAGCCGGGUGGAAAUUUAACCCAGGUCUAUAACAUGCCGUCACCAUUUCAAAAUAGGGCCAAUAAUGAAAAUGCUACUGCUAAUAUGAACCCCAUGCAACCCAGGCCUGUGGAAGCAGAUGUAGGUAUGCUUAAUACCAAGUCACCAAUUCCUAGUAGGGCUUCAACACCAGUCGAAAAUAUUACUGGAAUGCAGGAGGCACCAUCAACAGGUAGAAAGAGAUAUAGAAAAUCAGACCAUGCGGUCCCAGGUGAUGACGGUGAUAACGAGUUGAAACAGUUGGCAUUUAAGGCGUCUCAACUACCACUUUCCGAUCUUGCAUUACGAAUCAAGUCAGUUGAAAAUGAUGAUUCUAUCCCAGAAACCAAAACGAGUUAUUCCACAUCCAAGGACACCAGUAAAGAAAGGCAACGUCAAAUAUUUGGCAUGGUCUGGUUACUCAAUUCAUGUGAAUCGUCGGCCACCGCAGUCGUUCCCAGAAAUAGGAUUUACGCAAGAUAUGUUCAAAUUUGUGCGGACAACAGUUUAAAACCUUUAUCACCUGCAAGUUUUGGUAAAUUGGUUAGAAUCUUAUUUCCUAACUUGACCACUAGAAGAUUGGGUAUGAGGGGCCAAUCCAAGUACCAUUAUUGUGGAAUCAAGUUAGUAGGUGACCAAAAUAUCCAAGCUGGAAAUUCGCCUACAUCAGCAUCACCAUCAAUUGGAAAUGAUUCUCCACAAUCUUUACAGAACCCUAAUACCCCUUCUGUAUCCAACAGUCCUAUUACUUCUGGUAUUUCUGCAUCAAACUCAUCAGCCGCAUUAAAUUCUAUUUUGUCAAACGGUGAAUAUUUGGCUAAUGACUUAAAGCACAUUCCAAAUCUUUUCGGUUUGAUCGACCUGUCACUUAAUGGAGAAAAUUUGAAUUCGCCAUUAAAUUUACCCUCAAUUUAUCCAUAUUUACCAAGAGAUGCUGAUUAUGAUAUUGCUGAUACAUUGUACUCGUUGUACAAAGUUCACUGCACAUCAGUUUUUGAAUUUUUAAGAUACAUGCAAGUCAGAAAAUUGUUUUCUUCUUUUGCUAGUUUCAAUGGGAUUUUGACAGCACCGGUUUUUAAAUUGUAUACUAAUGAUUUAAUUUCUGAAUGGGUCAAUGAAUGUGAUAACAUAAUGUACAAAACAAUGGCUAAAAUGUUGACUAAGUUACAUCUUCAGAGUGUCCCUGAUGACGUUUUAAGACAGCUAAAACAAAUUUCGAACCAAUAUGUGGAUAAAUUAUCAUACUCGCUACAGAAUAAAGUACCUAAAUAUUUUAUGGCCAUGAAAAUAAAGAAUGCCAAAAAGUUCAUUAUGAUUCUUUCACGUUUAGUUAAGGUAAUUGAGACAGGGUAUUCUGCGUCAAGAAUUUUGAACAGUGCACCAGAGAAACAAGCUAUGAUUGACGAUUGGCUAAAAUUAGAUAUUAACGAGAUUGUUUUACGAGAAGUUCCCUGCUCGAAGGGAAACGUAGAUUCAUUAUUGCAUGUUUUAAAUGAUGAUCUUCUUACCAUAUUGCAUGAGCAAGUUAAUUCCGAAACAUCAUCUGUGUUAACUAGAUCUGCCAAUUUUCUUGCGGAAUUACCUUCUAAGUUUUCUAAUGUCAAUCCCAGAUUAUUUACAUUAGUUUCUAGCAAUUUGCUUACGACAUGUCUUCGAGAAAUCAGUUUAAACGGAGGCCAAGGAUUUGGUACUUGGUGGAUUGUUAGAUGCUGGGUAGACGAAUACCUCAACUGGUGUUUUGAAUUAGGAGGAUAUUUUCUGGAUGAUUUUUCUACCUCUUUCAAUGAGAUGCCUAUUCCAGACAAAGAUACCAAUGAAAAAACUAACCCAAAAGCCGAUACCAGCGCAAAUAACACCAACACUAGUAUGGGCCAAUUUGAUGACUCUUCAAAUGAUCAAUUACGUCUCUCGAGUAUUGUUGACCUUUUAGAUGGUGCGUAUGGUACGGAUUCGGUUAAAGACGAUCAAAGUAACAACGAAAUGAUGUUAAAUUACGAUUCAGUUGGAGUUGAAAAUUUCUUAGGUAGGAAUGACGAUUUAUUAAAUUAA